AUGAAUUCUGUUAAUGGAACAUCGACCGAGACUAAUCUGUAUAACUAUAUUUUCGCCGAUGAGAUUUACAGACUCCUGGCAUUCACCAUCGGAUCCAUCGGUGUCCUGGGCUUCUGUAACAACAUCAUCAUCAUUAUUCUUUACUACAGAUUCAAGAGACUCCGAACACCAACUAAUUUAUUAAUAGUGAAUAUAAGUGUAAGUGAUCUGCUGGUGUCUGUUAUUGGGAUUAACUUCACCUUCGUCUCGUGCGUAAAGAGAGGAUGGAUCUUUAAUUCAGCCACAUGCGUUUGGGAUGGAUUCAGCAACAGUUUAUUCGGAAUCGUGUCCAUCAUGACUCUCUCUGGCCUGGCUUAUGAGCGCUACAUCCGUGUGGUUCAUGCCAAGGUCAUCGACUUCCCCUGGGCCUGGAGGGCCAUUGCACACAUCUGGAUGUACUCUCUGGCCUGGACUGGUGCUCCUCUCCUGGGGUGGAACCGCUACACGCUGGAGGUGCACCAGUUAGGCUGCUCUCUCGACUGGGCUUCCAAAAAUCCCAAUGAUGCCGCCUUUAUUCUCUUCUUCCUGCUUGGAUGCUUCUUUGUCCCUGUGGGUGUCAUGGCCUAUUGUUAUGGGAACAUCUUGUACACAGUGAGAAUGCUGCGCUCUAUCCAGGAUCUGCAGACAGUCCAGACAAUUAAAAUUCUGCGGUAUGAGAAGAAAGUGGCUGUAAUGUUCCUGAUGAUGAUCGCCUGUUUCCUGGUGUGCUGGACGCCCUAUGCUGUGGUCUCUAUGCUGGAGGCUUUCGGCAGGAAGAGCAUUAUCUCCCCCACAGUCGCCAUCAUUCCCUCUUUAUUCGCCAAAUCCAGCACCGCCUAUAACCCCGUCAUCUACGCCUUCAUGAGCCGAAAGUUUCGCAGGUGCAUGUUGCAGCUGCUGUGUUCCCGCCUCCCCAAUCUACAGCACAGCAUUAAGGACCGCCCCCUGGCACGCAUCGAACAUCCUGUACGCCCCAUUGUGAUGUCACAGGGCCGAUCUAACCGACCCAAAAAGAGGGUGACCUUCUGCUCUUCCUCUAUCGUAUUCAUCAUCGCUAGCAAUGACACUCAUCCUCUGGACAUCACCUCCAAAUGCACUGACGUACCAGAAAUCAAUGUCAUUCAAGUCAGGCCACUUUGACACUUCAUCUUGCCGGGAUGACAUUUAAGAACGAAGUUGAAGUUUGCAAAAAUCACACACCAAAUCCAGAUGUCCAUGAUACUGCCAUGUCCCUUUUCUAUCCUCAUAUAAUGUAUGUUCAAAUUUCUUUAAACUGACGUUUGUGACUUUUCUGCUACUUGUGUAUGUUAUAUUGAUUGACAAUGUAAUUUGGAACCAUCGUAGGUCCCACAUUAAGCUAUUAUUGAUCAAUUGUGUAAGUUCUGUCUUUUCUGACACUGAAACUUCAACCUCCACCCAGU
This is a messenger RNA of Xyrauchen texanus (razorback sucker), 1439 nucleotides long. Its product is annotated as opsin-3-like. Gene Ontology annotation, biological process: visual perception; G protein-coupled receptor signaling pathway. The coding region runs from base 1 to 1158 and encodes 385 amino acids. The record is from RefSeq and is a predicted model, not a curated record. Gene Ontology annotation, cellular component: photoreceptor outer segment; membrane. The transcript has 4 exons. NCBI's taxonomy places the organism in Eukaryota, Metazoa, Chordata, Actinopteri, Cypriniformes, Catostomidae. Gene Ontology annotation, molecular function: G protein-coupled receptor activity.